Molecule: messenger RNA, 9484 nt
Organism: Myxocyprinus asiaticus (Chinese sucker)
Lineage: Eukaryota; Metazoa; Chordata; Actinopteri; Cypriniformes; Catostomidae
Product: G-protein coupled receptor 22-like
Exons: 3
Coding region: 1235-2551 (438 amino acids)
Biological process (GO): G protein-coupled receptor signaling pathway
Cellular component (GO): membrane
Molecular function (GO): peptide binding; G protein-coupled receptor activity
Source: RefSeq, a predicted model, not a curated record
CUUAAACACAUCACAGGACAGACAGUGAAGGAAACAAUUAACCGGACAGAGAAUACCCGUUAAUGCCUGUCUUGUGUCACUCCAUUAGCACUGUUGACAGUUUAUAAUUAAAGCGCAUUUGCGUCUCUUGAGAACGCAGGUUGUGCGACGGCUGCAAAAGUGUGCGGAACAUGCACUUGUGGAUCUGGGAUGACGCUUUGAUGAAGCUGUAGCUAGUUUGUCGCGCAAAAGGAUUGUUGAAGACCAGAGCUGAAGAGAAUUGUUUCUAAAGAGCUAUAUGGUCAACAAACUAAAGCCUAACCCAUUUCUCAGGAGGCUAAAGCGACACCUUCAAUACGCCACUCUACCUCUGGGUCAGUCAACUGAAGGCCAUAUUUGCGAGCUGGUUUCCACUUUUCUGCCCUGCAAGGAUGUACACUAGAGAGGAUUUCCCAAAAAAUGUGAAGGCGAUAUCAUACCAACAAUGUGGAGUGGAUUACUAUAUGCCUUGAAAACGAUGGCGACUAAAGGUCACCUUCAGUGAUGGGACAGGAAAUUACAUACGCCCAGAAUGCUCCGCCUCCUCUAGCUGACCUAAACAAUUCUGUGAUCUUGGUUUCUUUGGCAGAUGGCACAUGCAAAUCAGGAAAGGCAAAAUCAAUAUGGAUUUAUCACCGCCCAGGGCCCACAAAACUGUAAUAACAGGAAUACAUUGGCACUAAAGGAAAGGCAUAGAGGUGCUAAAUGAAAAGCAUGUCAUGUCACAGUCGCGAAAUUAAAUUCCAUUGAUUCUGUUGUGUUCUAUUUACAUCAAAACAAGUUAUCAGAUUUCUUCUUAACCCAACCUCCUAAUUUCUACUGUUUGAUUUAUCGCUGUGUCCAGUCUUUCAGGACAGCUAGUUUAUAAACAGGCGAUGAUGUGGACAGUUUGUCUCUGAAUCACUCACCAUCUACCAGCAAACCGGAGAGAGAGAAACUACAAGAAAGAAAGAAUGAAAAGGCUGGCAUCAACUCUGGACAUGGCAGUGGACCAAAUGUAUCGUUUGGUUUAACAAAAUAAAAGGUGCUGACAAACUGUCUCCAUGACCAUAAAGCAAGAGUAAAUUCUCUGCUGGAUUACGAGGAUUAAAAAGUGCAGAAUACUUCCUUGAAUGGCCAUGCCUGGGGCUGAUGUACAACUUGUACCCCUUCCAAACUCUCCAGUCUUGAUUGUUGACUCCCGAGGCUGAGAAAGAAGCUGGAAGGGGAGGGGAUAAUGCACGCCCCUCCCGCAACGGAGGAAGAAAGCACCAUGAGUAACGUUACUGUCCUUGACAUCACUGAGUCCGUGAGUCCUGCCAUGACGGCGGCCGGCCCCUACCCCUACCCACUCAGCUUCCAGGUAUCCCUGACCGGGUUCCUCAUGCUGGAGAUCGUACUGGGCCUGAGCAGCAACCUGACGGUUCUGGCCCUCUACUGCAUGAAAUCCAACCUGGUCAACUCCGUUAGCAACAUCGUCACCAUGAAUCUCCACGUGUUGGAUGUGUUGGUGUGCGUAUGUUGCAUACCCCUGACUAUUGUUGUAUUGAUGCUUUCGCUACAAGGCAACACAGUCCUCGUUUGUUGCUUCCAUGAGGCUUGCGUGUCCUUCGCUAGUGUGGCUACAGCGGCCAACGUGCUAGCCAUCACUUUAGACCGAUAUGACAUCUCUGUCAAACCAGCUAAUCGAGUGCUGACUAUGGGACGGGCAGUGGCCCUGUUGGGUUGCAUUUGGGUGCUGUCUUUCAUCAGCUUCUUGGUGCCAUUUAUUGAGGUGGGUUUCUUGGGACCAGAACCCACUAAAACCAAUCAGACCACUGUGGUACAAGUUAACGAGUAUUACACUGAACUGGGACUAUACUACCACCUAGUGGCUCAGAUCCCAAUUUUCUGUUUGACUGCUAUCAUCAUGUUGGUGACCUACUCAAAGAUCUUGCAGGCACUCAACAUCCGGAUCGGUACGCGCUUCCACACAGCACAGAAAAAGAAGAAAAUGAGACAAAAAAAGAACUUCUCGCUUAUGUCAACAUCCGAACAGCAGCUACCCGAGAUCACGGAUGCAUCGCAAAGCAGUGGCGGUAAUCGCGGGAAUGCACCGCUAGGCAUGCGCACGUCAGUGUCGGUGAUCAUUGCCCUACGACGGGCCGUGAAACGUCACCGGGAGCGGCGAGAGCGUCAGAAACGCGUUUUCCGCAUGUCGCUCCUCAUUAUCUCUACGUUCCUCCUCUGCUGGACACCCAUCACAGUUUUAAACACUGUGGUUCUCAGCGCAGGCCCCAGCGACCUCACCGUCAAACUUCGACUGGGCUUCUUAGUCAUGGCGUACGGCACGACAGUCUUCCAUCCCCUCCUCUACGCCUUCACGAGGCAGAAGUUCCAGAAAGUUCUGAAAAGUAAAAUGAAGAAACGCGUCGUGUCUAUUAUCGAGGCAGAUCCGCUGCCGAACAACGCAGUCAUACGAAACUCUUGGAUCGACCCCAAGAGGAAUAAGAAAGUGACAUUCGAUGAUCACGAAGCGAGACAAAAAUGUUUGUCGUCCGAAGAUGCGGACUGAACUAUUUUGAAAAUAAGGACUAGUUCUCAGGAAAGGAAUCUUCUGGGUUCAAUACAAGUUAAGCUAAAUCGGCAGCAUUUGUGGCAUAAUGUUAAUAACCACAAAAAACUAUUUCAACUCGUCACUAUUUUCUAUUUUUAAAAAAAAUCAUCGUUACAGUGAGACACCUACAAUGGAAGUCAAUGGGGCCAAUUUGUAAACGUUUAAAUACUCAACGUUUCAGAAGUAUAGCCACAAGACAUAAACAAUAUGCGUGUUAACAUGAUUUUAGUGUGAUAAAAUCAUUUGCUUACCUUUCUUUUGUAGAUAUAUUUAAUUUUACAACGUUUGCCAUGACUACUUAACGCCGUAAACUCUAAAACGACUAUAAAAACGACGAUUUAAACAACUUCACAGCUAAAAUAAUAAACAAGUUUUAACAGAAGAAUUAAUGUAAGUGCUUUUAUAAAAUUUCAAGCUUCACAUUUCUGCCUUUAAUCCCUCCAAAAAUUGGCCCCAUUCACUUCCAUUGUAAGUGCCUCAUUGUAACCUCGAUUUUUGCUUCUCUUUUUUUUUAAGAAAAGGAGGGAUGAGUCUAAUGUUUUUUUUGUAGUAUCAACACUAUGCCACAAAUGCUGUCGACUGAGCUUAACUUGUAUUGAACCUGAAAUAUUUAAAGCACUGUUAUCCGAAAAAGGAACCUUGUGGUGUGAAUAUUAAGGCCAAAGUAUACUUUAGUUUUCCGUGUUCCAGUACAUCUCGCGCACAGUGUGCGUGACGCAGAUUUUGUCAACAGUACACGCGGACAGUCUGCACUUUUGUGCAACUGUGCUAAAAGAGUAUCACAAAGCAGUAUGCUGAAUGCAUCCAUAUACAUUCACGGUCAAGAGUAUACUUUUAAAGUCUGAGCGCUUGACCAUGUACGAGAUGGAAAGGCACAUGGAAAAACAAAGUGUACACCAAGCUUUAGUCUUAAAGGUAAAGUGUGUAAUUUCUUUGCCAUUAAUGUCACUAAACAGAAUCAUAAAUACAAUGACUGUUAUCAAACAGCUUUCCAGAACACUCCCUGUGUGCCAUUGGUUGUAUUAGUCAUGCCCCAAACUCGUGCCAUUCGUUGAACCAAUAAUGCCAUGCCGGGUUGCUCAAACAAACAGAGCAACAUUUAUUUAGGGCUGCAGAGCCAUAGCGUUUACAAAUUUCAGGGGAAUCAACCUACAUAUUGCUUACUUACAGUAGUCUUUGUGAAGCUGGGAUACGAGAAACUGUUUAAAACAAAGAAAUGACACACUUCACCUUUCAAUGUUACUAUUUAUAACUAACUUGGAAAAUAACAUGAUAGGUUUCCUAGAAUGAUUCCACUGUAGUUACUGAGUGCAUGUCCUUUAUAAACCACUGUAUGUACAGUUGAAGUCAGAAGUUUACAUACACUUAUUUUGAAGUCAUUAAAACUCAUUUUUUAACCACUCCACAGAUUUUAUAUUAGCAAACUAUAGUUUUGGCAAGAUGUUUAGGACAUCUUCUUUGUGCAUGACAUGAGUAAUUUUUCCAACAAUUGUUUACAGACAGAUUGUUUCACUUUUAAUUGACUAUAUCACAAUUCCAGUGGGUCAGAAGUUUACAUACACUAAGUUAACUGUGCCUUUAAGCAGCUUGGAAAAUUCCAGAAAAUGAUGCCAAGCCUUUAGGCAAUUAGCCAAUUAGCUUCUGAUAGGAGGUGUACUGAAUUGGAGGUGUACAUGUGGAUGUAUUUUAAUGCGUACCUUCAAACUCAGUGCCUCUUUGCUUGACAUCAUGGGAAAAUCAAAAGAAAUCAGCAAAGACCUCAGAAAAAAAAAUAUGGACCUCCACAAAUCUGGCUCAUACUUGGGAGCAAUUUCCAAACACCUGAAAGUACCACGUUCAUCUGUACAAACAAUAGUACACAAGUAUAAACACCAUGGGACCACGCAGCCAUCAUACCACUCAGGAAGGAGACACAUUCUGUCUCCUAGAGAUGAACGUAGUUUGGUGUGAAAAGUGCAAAUCAAUCCCAGAACAACAGCAAAGGACCUUGUGACGAUGCUGGAGGAAACAGGUAGACAAGUAUCUAUAUCCACAGUAAAACGAGUCCUAUAUCAACAUAACCUGAAAGGCUGCUCAGCAAGGAAGAAGCCACUGCUCCAAAUCUGCCAUAAAACACAGACUACAGUUUGCAAGUGCACAUGGGGACAAAGAUCGUACUUUUUGAAGAAAUGUCCUCUGGUCUAAUGAAACAAAUAUUGAACUGUUUGGCCUUAAUGACCAUUGUUAUGUUUGGAAGAAAAAGGGUGAGGCUUGCAAGCCGAAGAACACCAUCCCAACCGUGAAGCUUGGGGGUGGCAGCAUCAUGUUGUGGGGGUGCUUUGCAAAUCAGCCAGGAAGUUAAAGCUUGGUCGCAAAUGGGUCUUCCAAAUGGACAAUGACCCCAAGCAUACCUCCAAAGUUGUGGCAAGUUAUUGGAGUGGCCAUCACAAAGCCCUGACCUCAAUCCGAUUGAAGCUUGUGGAAGACUACCAAAAACGUUUGACCCAAGUUAAACAAUUUAAAGGCAAUGCUGCCAAAUACUAACAAAGUAAACUUCUGACCCACUGGGAAUGUGAUGAAAGAAAUAAAAGCUGAAAGAAAUAAUUCUCUCUACUAUUAUUCUGAUAUUUCACAUUCUUAAAAUAAAGUAGUGAUCCUAACUGACCUAAGACAGGGAAUGUUUUCUACGAUUAAAUGUCAGGAAUUGUGAAAAACCGAGUCUAAAUGUAUUUGGCUAAGAUGUUUGUAAACUUCUGACUUCAACUGUAAAUACAAAAAAAAAAAACUGAGAUUUGUACAUACUCUUUAUCAGUUCUGUACCUCUAUUAUGACUUAUAGCCUGUGUAUACAUGUGUUUGUAAUAAAUUAGGUGGGGGAAAAAAAAAGAGGUAUUUAGCAUUAAUUCACACACUUUGAACAUUGAAAUAUAUUGACCUUCCAUGACAGCUGUUCACCCAUGGAUAUUUUACAUGUUCUGCAUUUUAGACAUUUAAGGUAUACAUUUGAUCAGUUUGUGUGUUCCCAGUUGAACUACAGGAACCCACACCCAUGUUUGAGAAUCAAAAUGUGUUCUUAAAGGGAUAGUUCACCAUUAAAUGAAAAUUCUGUCAUCAUUUACCAACCCUCAUGUUGUUCAAAACCCGUUUGACUUUAUUUCUUUCUUGGAACACAAAAGAAGAUGUUAGGCAAAAAAAAAAAAAAAGAAGAAAGAAAGUGAAUGGUGACUAAAGCUAACAUUCUGCCUAACGUCUCCACUAAGGAAACAAAGACCUAAUUUUUGAGUGAAUUAUCCCUUUAACACAUCAUUUCAGAAUAAAUAAAGGUUAAAAAGUAGAGUGCAAAGGAAAGAUGGCUUGAAAUGAAGUGAGGCAAGUAAUGCAGAAUACUAAUUAGUUUUACACCAGCCAAGAAAGACAGAAAGAGUUUGAAGCCAAAGUGUUUUGGAUCACCUGCCUAUUGAAAUUUGACAUUCCCAAAGCACUGAGGAAACAUCUGGUUCAUUUCGGCUUUCAAGGACAAAACGUCCCUCAUUCAGUUCUAAAUCUGCAUGUAUGUUAAAGGGAUUCACCCAAGAAUGAAAAUUCUGCCAUGUGAAUGGUGACUGAAGAAAAGAAGUAGUUUGGAUUUAGAACAACAUGAGGAGUAAAUAAGGACAGAAUUGUCAUUUCUGGGUGAACUAUAUCUUUAAAAAUGAAAAUUUUAGAAUUUAAAGGGAUAGUUCACCCAAAAAUGAAAAUUCUCUCAUCAUUUACUCACUCUCAUGCCAUCCCAGAUGUUUAUGACUUUCUUUCCUCUGCAAAACAUGAACGAAGAUUUUUAGAAGAAUAUCUCAGCACUGUAGGUCCAUACAAUACAAGUGAAUGGUGACCAGAACUUUGAGGCUCCAAAAAGCACAUAAAUGCAGCAUAAAAGUGAUCCAUACAACUCCAGUUGUUAAAUCUAUGUCUUCUGAAGUGAUAUGGUAGGUGUGGGUGGGAAACAAAUAAAUAUUUAAGUCAUUUUUUUAAAAUAAAUUCUCCUCCCUGCCCAGUAGGUGGCGAUAUGCACAAAGAAUGUGAAUCGGCAAAAACAAAAGAAGAAUGUGAAAGUGAAAGUGGAGAGUGAUAGUAAAAAAGGACUUAAGAAUAAAUUUGUCUUCAAAACUGGUUUGAUCUUCAUCUAAGUUACAAUAAAGAACAAACACAAUCUGUUUUAACUAAUAACACACAAAAAUGUUAUUCUUGUACAUAUUGAACAUCAUUCAAACAUUCACAGUGUAAUUUGUAAAACAUAUGUGAAACCCUAGGCUAAUGGCGUCCACAAAAGCUAAUUAGAGUCAGGAGUUGGCAAACCUGGCAUCCAAUUAAUGAAUAGAGAUUGGAGGUGUGGGUUAGAGCUACUUUGACUUGUAAAAAGCACUCAAACCUUUUGAGUUUGCUAUUCACAAGAAGCAUCUGCUGACAUGGACCAUACCUCACAAAAAAGAUCUCAGAAGACCUACGAUCAAGAAUUGUUGCUUUGCAUAAAGCUGAAAAGGGUUACAAAGUUAUAUUGAAGAGCUUAGAUAUUCAUCUGUCCACAGUUAGACAAACUGUCUAUAAAUGGAGACGAUUUAGUACUAUGGGUACUCUCACUAGAAGUGGCCGUCCAGCCAAGAUGACUCAUGGGCACACCGCAGAAUGAUGAAAAAGAUCCCUAGAGUGACAGCUAAAUACUUGAAGUAAUCAUUGGAACUGGUUAACAUCUCUGUUCAUGAGUCUACUAUACAGAAAACAUUAAACAGGCAUGGUGUCCAUGGCAGGACUAAGCAUUAAGGAAGCCGCUGCUUUCCACCAAAAUCAUUGCUGCACGCCUGAAGUUUGCCAAAGACCAUUUGACACUCCACAAUGAUACUGGGAAAAAUUUUUGUGGACUGAUGAAACAAAGGUUUAAUUGUUUUGGAAGACCAUGCAGCCCUAUGUAUGGUGUAGAAAAGGCACUGCAUACCAACAUGAAAUUACUAAACCAGUUACUUAAUCCAAGAGUUCACUUACUUUUUCCACAGCACUGUGAAUGUUUAAUGGGAUGUGUUCAAUAAAGACAUGACAUAUUAUAAUUGUUUGUGUGUUAUCUUAAGCACGUUGUGUUUGUCUAUACUUGUGACUUUGAUGAAGGUGAGAUCACAUUUUAACACCAAUGCAGAAAACCAGCUAAAUCCAAAGGGUUCACAUACUUAUUCUUGCCACUGUAUAUGCCUAGAUCGGAUAUCUAAAGCCAGUUUCAUGGUGCUGGUAAAAUCCAGGUCAUACAGUGACCUGCGAUUGCAAGGCUUUACCUCUCUUAAAGUGACGGCACUUCAAACAACCAACCAGCAAUUCAAUAUGCUGCGGUGACCUUUCAUAAAACACUUCACUAUCAUAAAAUAUGAGCCUCUCUGAUCUUUCUACAUGAACUUCAAUUUAGAAUCACUACUUAAUAAACAGUGGGUUAACAACAAGUGUUUUGUAAAUGUCACGCAUCUUUUAUCAGAUAACACAAAGCUUUGUUUGGUUGUCAUACUGCCUAAAGGGAUAGUUCAGCCAAAAAUGAUAAUUCUGACAUCAUUCACCCACCCUAAUGUGGUUUCAAACCCAUAUCUCUUUCUUUCUUCAGUGGAACACAAAUGAGAUGUUAGGCAAAAUAUUGAGUCACCAUUCACUUUCAUUAUAUGGAAAAAAAAAAUGCAAUAUAAAAGUGAAAAGUGACUGAGAAUAGUGACUUAAUUGAACAGCCGUGCUGAAUUUAGGCUAUAUGAAAACUGUGGGCUAUUACGCCAUCUGGUGACCAUCAGUAACCUGAACAAUCACCAUAAAGAACAGGGUCUAUACAAUUUAAAUGUGUAUAUUUAUCAUUUCAACCAAUUUAAAGAAUUGUCCUUGUGAAGGAAUAAACCAUGAACAUGUUUUCAUUCACAUUUAGCUAACAACCUGUUUUUCAAGAGAUCACAUUGACUUGUUUACAUGUGUGUGUGUGUGUGUAAUGAUCCACUUUGUUUCUCUGUGAGGUUGUAGAUCAGAUGUUUAGGGCAGUAAGUUAAACUCCUGUGCUCAACUUUUUAUCCAGGAAAGACAUGGACAUUUUUUUUUUUAAAUGCAAAACUUCUUUAAUUUUGUAAUAUUUCAUUAUUACAUUAUUCAUUGUUAUAACAACAUUUUUUUUGUUUCAUGUAUUGAAUUAGCCACAAUUCAGCUCAAUGUUAUGCAGUUUCAAUUGAAUUUUGUUCAUCAGUAAGUAAAUUCAAAGUUGUCGAAAAAGUCCAAUAAACUCAUAAUUGCACUUAAAAUUUUCGUAACCUCCGGAGACCCCCGUGUGACUGCUGUGUGCAUUUUCCGUUUCCAUUUUUGAUUUGUAACUAGUAGCACCUAAUAAACAAGCAAAAAAAAAAAAAAAAAAUAAUAAUAAUUUCUAGAGCAAAUAGCUUUCUUAAAAAUGUAUAUCCACAUAUGUGGACAGCGAGACUAUGCUGUGAAAUGCUAUAGAAAGUCAGAUUGUUUUCAUCAAAUUGUUUAUUAUGUUUCCAGGAGUGUUGAUUAUUCAUGUUUUUGAGACGUUACAGACAUUACAUCAGAAAUUUGCAUAAUUAAUUCUGAUUCAAAGUAAUGUCCAGCAUCAUCCAAUCACUGUCAACCAUGUUAAAAUAAAAUGAUACAUUAUAAAUUCUGAAUCUAUGUACUGAUUAUCAUUGUCACAUGUCUGUCAAACAUGUUGAGUGAUCCAAACAUCAUCUGCAGCCUGAAACUGAACUCUUGAUCAGAUUUUAGGAGUGAAUGCACUUAACUGAAUAGAGAGAUAUAGGAUGCUCCCUUGCUCCCUAUUUAGUGAAUGACUUAACCUCCAGUGUGCUGUCUGUCUGCACUGGUCUCAGAACAGUUCGAAAUGUAUCUUAUUUUCAUCCUAACUCAAUAUAAAGCCUCU